Molecule: messenger RNA, 1146 nt
Organism: Brettanomyces nanus
Lineage: Eukaryota; Fungi; Ascomycota; Pichiomycetes; Pichiales; Pichiaceae
Gene: GBU1
Product: Guanidinobutyrase
Exons: 1
Coding region: 1-1146 (381 amino acids)
Molecular function (GO): metal ion binding; agmatinase activity
Source: RefSeq, a predicted model, not a curated record
AUGAUCUCGCUUUUUUGGCUGCUUUUAGCAUCCUCAGCACUGGCUCAACCAUUCAAUUUCGACCAAUCGUCUCUCCAGUCUGGUAAGCAUGACACUUCUCCUCCAUCGUUACAGGAUUUGUGGGGUCAAGAUUGGCCAUUUACUGGAAUUCCAACUUUUGCUCAUCUAAAUACUUCCAAAUGCCUUUUAAAUCCAGACAUUAAUUAUGAUAUCGGAAUCAUCGGCAUUCCUUUCGAUACUGCUACAACUUAUAGGCCGGGUGCAAGAUUCGGCCCGAGAGCUAUUAGAGAUGCUUCUCAGAGACAAAAUUCUAUGAGAGGUUUUAAUACCAGAGCAGGAAUCAAUCCUUAUGAGGACUGGGCAACCUUUAUGGAUUGUGGUGAUAUUCCUGUGACUCCUAUGGAUAACAAGUUGGCUUUGGAACAGAUGACCAAGGCUUUUGAGGAGUUGUUACUAAGAAGAAACUCUUCUGCUGAUUCUUCUCAUCCUCCAAGAUACGUGGCUCUUGGUGGUGAUCAUUCUGUCAUCUUACCUCAUCUAAGGGCUCUCAACAAGCUUUAUGGUAAAUUGGCAGUAAUCCACUUUGACGCUCAUUUAGAUACAUGGCUUCCAAGUAAGUAUCCUUCAUCCUGGUCCAGUGAACAAUCCAAAUUCACCCAUGGUUCUAUGCUCUGGAUGGCCAGUGAAGAAGGCUUACUAAGUGACAACUACAAUGCUCAUAUUGGUAUCAGAACCAGAAUUUCUGGUGCAGAUUGGGAUGACUUCCGCGACGAUGAUGACCAGGGAUGGCUUAGAUUCUCCGCCGACGACGUCUGGACAGAAGGUAUCGAUGGCUUGAAGACGAUAGUUUCCCAAAUCAAAAAGAGAAUCCCUAAAGACUAUCCUGUUUAUAUCUCUGUUGAUGUCGAUUGUAUGGAUCCUGGCUUUACACCAGGUACCGGUACCAUUGAACCUGGUGGAAUGAUGCCCCGUGAGGUUAUUUAUCUCUUACGUCAUCUAGAUCUUGAUUUAGUGGGUGCUGAUGUUGUAGAGGUGUCACCGGCUUUCGAUCACGCAGAGAUUACAAGCACUAAUGCUGCUCAAAUAGUCUAUGAACUAAUCACUACUAUGGUUCAGAGAGGUAUGCCAUUACCCUUACGUAGUUAA